CAAUUCUAUAUCUGUAAUAAACAGAAAAACCGAAGGCCACUCUCAAACCAAACAGCCUUCUAGGAAAUUUCGAGCUUCCUCUUUCAACUGUCUCAAAAUCCAAACAUGAACAUGAAAAAAUCAUGAUGUAGCUGUAACACUCUAAUAUCUCUGCCAACACCAAACCCGCACCUUCACUCCAAAACCUUCUUCUCUGCAAAUACUUCAAAUUCUAACUUCUUACUUAGUAUAACCUACUUAGUUUUCCAAUGACUUCUCGAGCUCCAAUCACCUUCCGUCACAUUAUAACAAGGCCCUUCCGUUCUACUCCAGUUGACAGGUCCUUACAGACUUUCCCUCCGGAGAGAUACUCCGACCUCGUCCGCCGUCGUGGUGGGCUCAUUUCGGUACCUGGAAAGGCUGCGGGGGCAAGGGAGAAUACUAUUAUUGGAUCAGGGGCGCCGCAGAAUAAGCUGACGAAGUUGCUGCUGAAUGUAAAUAUAGAAAGGAGUUUGGGGCCAGUUCAGGUUAUUAUGGCACCAGAGAAUACUGUUGGGGAUUUGAUUAAGGCUGCUAUUGAGAUUUAUGUGAAGGAGAAAAGAAGACCUCUUCUGAAAUAUGCUAAUCCUGAUUGCUUUCAGCUUCACUACUCGCAGUUUAGUUUGGAAAGUCUGAAGCCAGAUGAGAAGUUGAUAAACUUGGGCUCCAGGAAUUUCUUCUUGUGCUCAUCUUCAAACUCCAUCAAUUCUUCUUGCUUAGAGAAAGCAAAAUUGGCAAAUAAAUCUGCAUUUCCGUUUAUUAAGUUAAUGGACGUCUUGCUAUAGUUGCUUUGAUAUGUAUAUACAUAUAUAUCCUUCAAUCCAUAAAACCAUGUUCCGAAUGCAACGCCGUUGUCUUCUUCGCAAUGUACGACAUAGUCUUCCUCAGCAUCUUUAGUGUUUGUAUAUAAACUAUUUGAUCAAUUAAUUAGUAAUAUUAAGAGUCAUGUUACUCAAUGCUAAAAUUAAGAGUUCAAUAAGUAGCACCCUUUAUUUC
Molecule: messenger RNA, 1014 nt
Organism: Ricinus communis (castor bean)
Lineage: Eukaryota; Viridiplantae; Streptophyta; Magnoliopsida; Malpighiales; Euphorbiaceae
Exons: 2
Coding region: 249-803 (184 amino acids)
Source: RefSeq, a predicted model, not a curated record